This is a messenger RNA of Danaus chrysippus (African queen), 2238 nucleotides long. NCBI's taxonomy places the organism in Eukaryota, Metazoa, Arthropoda, Insecta, Lepidoptera, Nymphalidae. The record is from the annotation of a GenBank genome assembly.
AUGGCGCUUCAUCACACACGUACUCCUCGCCUCGAAGACUUCUUCUGGACGGGGUCAGGGGACGGUCCUUCGCCCCCUGACCUUUCAUCUGUUCCAACACCUACCGCCCCCAUCAUACAAACUACGACAGUACUCGCUACGGUGUACCUGGAUUCAUAUCCGCCUCAGAGUCAAAAGCUAUCGUAUAUUUGCAUUAACCACAGAGUGUCGAUGCAGGCGGUGACAAUAGGUUCGAGUGGCGAGGUGACUCCGAACAGUUUGGACCCUGACAUCCCCGAAGAUAGGAGGUACUGGCUCCUCACUGUCAUACAGGGAACAACGCCAGACAGCCUACAGUUGAAGUUAGCCAGGUUAUAUCAGAAGGCUUUCUUGAGACAACAAGAACGACAUCUAGGCAUAAUAAAAUCAUUAGAUGCUCCACCCAGAAAGAAACACGAAGUACAUUCUUUCGUUGUAAACAAAGCCAAAGAAUUUAAAGAAAUUCAUACAAACACUGCCAAAACACCUGUUAAAUUUUAUGAAAUAGAAAGUUCUACUUUAGACGACUUAGAUGUCAAUAAUUUUAUGUACAAUAAUGAAAACGCCUCAUAUAGUUUUAAUAUUUCACAAGAUAGUAAACAAUUAGAUAAUAUAGAAGUAUUCUCUGUAGGUAAUGAUAAGAUCAAAGGCACUAAAUCUAGUGAAGUAGAAUCUUGGUUUUUAGUAACACCAACAGUAGUAGUUAAUAAGAGAAGCGUAGAAGAAGUAGAAUUUAGUGAUAAAGAAGAUAUAAUAGAUCUACCUCUAGAAGAUGAUGUUAAUGAUACAAUUCUGUUCAAACGAGAAAUUAUCAAACCAGAGCAACAGCCACCAGUCCAAGUGCAAAUACAAAAUAUUACUGAGUCUACGGGCAGCGUACAGAUUGUGUACGUGGUCUUGGUCGGUGGAAGGGCAGUUCCAGCGGCUGUGGCUGCCAGAGAUAUGAGGCUCGUGAGGGACGCGGAAGUAGCCACUGAACUUGGGGCUAUAGUGACGACUAAGGCGGAGCCAGCUUACCUGAAGGCUGCCGAGGGUCUAGAGGCAGCGGGUUCCGUACAAGGAACAGAACUAUGGGCCCUGCUAGUAGGCUCCGUAGUAGCUAUUCUAUUACUCCUGGUGCUAUUCAUUCUUCUAUGCUUCGCCCAUCGGAGGAGAAAGCAAAUAAAAUCAGCGGCGUCAAUACGCGCCUAUCAUCACGAGAUGAUGAUGGAGGCUGAGAGGAAACAAAUGAAACAAAUUACAGACGAAAAAGACGGAAAGUUAGUGAGUGUCGUGUCACCCAAUAGGACGAGGCCUAGUAGUGUUAUGUUACCUGUCUAUAGAACGGGCAGUGUUUCAGGUUCAUCAUCAUCAUCUUCGGGUGUUUCGGAGCUAGCGGCCGCAUUACGAAGAAGACAUAAGAAGCCACACGCCUUGAGAAUAGCUCACAGGAAACGAGCGGUGGGUACUACAGAUAGUCUCCUUCAAGCGGCAGGCGUGGAUAGUUCUGACCCCGGCUCACCUCCAACACCUACCUCAUAUCUUUCAAUGCCUUCUGUUAAUGCUUUUCCAAGAGGUAACGCGGUAGAACCUCUGUCCAAAAUCCUGGAGCCGAUAUCAGUUCGUCAUUUGGACCUGGAGUCUUCAUCAUCGACCCCCAAAAAAUCCAAGGACGUGGUCCCUAGAAGACAGAUGCCAUCUCAGCUGGUGAGGCUCGGCAGUAUUGAUAAGGACCCCGGAGUUAUUGGACCUUUAGUUUGGGACCUUCAUUGCCAAAGAAUCAAAGACACAUCAAAACCAUCAAGUCCAGCUCAAUCCAAAGUAGCCAGUAGUCGUAUGAGGCAGAGGUUCAAUGACCUCAUGGAUGACGCCUACACUUUAUUUGGCAGCGCCUCCAGCGCCACUGACAAGAGAGACACUGAUCACGUUCCUGAGUUAGUAACACAAGCUCGUAACGAAGAUGUGAGGGUUCCUACCACUAGGGGCAGUUCGGCGGGACUGAGUCGUCCGUCAAUGUUGGAGCCCUCGUCCAGAGCCCGCACCGCAGCCCCUCGCUCCGUUAGGCCUCCGCCCUCGGCCGCCUGGAGUGACGCUCCUACGUCAUCUAUCCGUGUGCCACAAGUCAACCCUUCAUUGAUAGUAGCGGAGGGUCGCCUACAGCCGCUCGACCCCGCGCUGCCUAUCAUAUCAGCGAUACAAACAGAGAUUAAACGUGUCAGAGAUAACGCUAGACCUCAGUAA